AUGUUCAAGAUGCAACUCGCGUACUCGUGGGAACACGGGCUCUGCCUCGCCCUAGCAUCAUGGGUCCUCUAUCUAAUUGCGGGCGCCGUCUACAGGCUAUACUUCCACCCCCUUGCUAGGUUCCCAGGGCCAAAGAUUGCCGCGGUGACGGGCUGGUAUGAGACCUACCAUGAUCUGAUUCGUCGAGGCAUGUUUGUGUGGGAGCUGGAGAAGAUGCAUGAAAAAUACGGCCCGAUUAUCCGGAUAAACCCAAAUGAAUUACACAUCAAAGACUCGGAUUUCUACGAUGAGCUGUAUGCGCCGGCCGCCAAAAAACGAGACAAGUAUAAAGAUUUUGUGAUCCUGUCUGGCACCCCAAAUGCCUCGUUUGCGACGGUUGCGCACAACCAUCACCGUCUGCGCCGCAGCGCGCUCAAUCCCUUUUUCUCGAAGAUGGUCAUUAGUCGCAUAGAGCCUCUGAUUUUAGAGAAAGUUGAACGGCUUGCGACCCGAUUCACCGAAGCUGCGCAGGCGGAAGACAAACCGGUACUGCGGUUGGAUGCUGCAUUUAUGGCGCUGACCAUGGAUAUCAUCUGCCACUAUGCAUAUGGCGAGAGUUACAACUACCUCGGCGACGAUGAUUUCAGGGCGCGCUGGCGAGAGGCGAUGAUCUCGGCAUUGGAGAAUGGCAUUUUGCUGCGCAAUUUCCCCUGGCUGCUGCCAGUGUUGCAAAGCAUUCCUUAUUCUGUCCUCCAGGUCAUUAACCCCAAUGGCGCCGCGCUCAUGGAAUGGGCGGGGCUAGUCAAGCUCAAAAUUGAAGUCAUGAUGAAAGAGCAUGCGCAAGGAAACAAAGCCAGUGGCACCAUCUUCCACACAGUGCUCGACAGCGAUUUACCGCCGGAAGAGAAAUCGGCUGCUCGUUUGCUUGAAGAGGGCCAGUCGGUCGUCGGAGCUGGCAGCGAGACCACAGCAAACACCCUUACGAUCAUCAUGUUUUACUUGCUCCGAGAUAAGAAUUUGUUGCAAAAGCUUCGUGCAGAGCUGGCAUCUGCGUCUAUCGAGUCACCCAUGCUGCAAUUCCUCGAGAAACUUCCAUAUCUGACUGCUGUUAUCAACGAAGGCCUGCGUUUGAAUGUUGGUGUGAUGAGUCGAUCGCCUCGUAUCGCCCAUGAGACUAUUCACUACCAGGGUUGGGCAAUCCCUGCAGGCACACCCGUCAGCGAAUCCAGCUACUUUGUACAACAGGACCCAACGAUAUUCCCUAACCCCGAAGAGUUCGUUCCCGAGCGAUGGAUUGAAGCCCAAGAAAAGGGCUUCCGCCUUGACCGGUACUUGGUCUGUUUCUCCAAGGGAAGUCGGGCAUGUAUAGGCAUCAACCUCGCUUACGCAGAAUUAUACCUCACGUUGGCCAAGAUUAUCCCCCGGUUCGAAAUGGAGCUCUUUGAGACCGAUGUCAGCGAUAUCAAGCCUGAGCGUGACUUUUUCGUACCAGUGCCCAGGCUGGAUUCCAAGGGUAUUCGUGCCAAAGUCACGGCAUUCAACAUUCCAGUUUCCAGCAUAUUGUUUUAUAUUAUAAUUUGUCGUCGGUACUGGGAUUUUUUCCCAGCAGGCAUAAUGAUCCGCCCUCGUACCGUAUUACGGUUAAUUCUCUAUGGUGCUCUGAACUGGCUGGUAUUGGCCGCCUUAUAUGCAGGCCUACCCUCCUUUUCACGAGCUGAUAAUGGCACCAACUACGCCACCAAGGUAUUGCAGUCUGGCGGAAAAUUGACACGAGUUUACGGGACGGAUGACUAUUUCAACGAAAACCACGCUGCGGACUUUCCGGGGAAUAACGAGCAACGAAUUAGUCUCGCGUUAUCUUUUCAAAUCGAUGCCGACUCCAACAAGCUCAUUAUUUCCGAUAUGGGAGAAGUCUCCCUCAGAAAGCCGGAAGAAUGGAAUCCAGCAAAUAAAGACGACGAUGAUUUCUUUCUUCUGGAUAGCCCGCUCGUAGUUUCGGCUCCCGCUGGCGACGACGACGGUGUCAAUCUACCCUGGUUCGACACGGCGGACGCGGUGCUGAUGUUUCAUUUUGUGCAUCGUGACUACGCCUCAGUGAGAUUGCGCGUAGUGUGGAGAGAAAAUGGACAGAAAGUUGAAGUUUGGCCUGAUACAAGUCGAUCAUUGGCACAUGACAAUAUUCCUCUCAUUUCAUUGACCUUGAAUAGUGAUGAGAAUAGUCCAGCGAAGAGAAUCGCAGCAGCCAGCGUUCCUCCACCUCCGUUAUCUCUCUCGCCUAGUGUGACCUACCACAUCAGACUCAUUCUUCUCGCGGUCCUAGCUCCGCUCACAAUUCUCAUUAUGGGAAUAUUUUUCGUUAUUAGCUCGGCCAUUUCCAUUACCCUAAGCUUCCUUUCUCAUUUUCUCUGGGUGGCUGUGUUUGUGCUCGUCGCUCGCUGGCUUUACAAAGGCAGACCACCAGUAGGCGAAUAUGUGCAAAAGGUGACGGACGAUGGAAAAGCCGUGAUAGAGAGAGUAGGGCAGUCCCUGAGCGGAUGGGUUUCAAGUAGUAGGAAAGACGAGGAGCAUAUAGUCGUCCAAGAUAGCAACUUGGGCCUCGAAAGAGAAAGAAAGGUGUAA
Talaromyces rugulosus is the source of this 2598-nucleotide messenger RNA. RefSeq lists its product as uncharacterized. Gene Ontology annotation, molecular function: heme binding; oxidoreductase activity, acting on paired donors, with incorporation or reduction of molecular oxygen; monooxygenase activity. The record is from RefSeq and is a predicted model, not a curated record. The coding region runs from base 1 to 2598 and encodes 865 amino acids. The transcript is spliced from 10 exons. NCBI's taxonomy places the organism in Eukaryota, Fungi, Ascomycota, Eurotiomycetes, Eurotiales, Trichocomaceae.